Molecule: messenger RNA, 1005 nt
Organism: Pleurotus ostreatus (oyster mushroom)
Lineage: Eukaryota; Fungi; Basidiomycota; Agaricomycetes; Agaricales; Pleurotaceae
Exons: 12
Coding region: 1-1005 (334 amino acids)
Source: RefSeq, a predicted model, not a curated record
AUGGAUAACACCCUCCAAACCUCGGCUGUAGCAAUAAUGGAAGUUGGGACCACGUUGUCUACUUUCCUGUUUGGAAUCUCAUCGUUGCAGGUGACCAAAAUCACCAUUUACACGCUUCUGUAUACUGAACGAGAGCCAUCAUUGAAGGCUUAUACUUACUAUCUGAGAUUCCCGAAGGAUCGACCACGACUAAAAACACUGGCUAGUGUCUGGGCUAUGGAACUCGGACAUAUGGUCGCAAUUCUUCACUACUUCUAUACAUUGUCUAUCUUUCAAUUUGGCCGCAUUGACUUCAUGGAGCAGCGGGCCCCUCCGAGUCUGUCCGUGGCUGCUUUCUUAGACGGAUUCCUUGCUGUCUUAGUCUCGGGUUUCUUCAUACACCGUGUGCAGAAGUUAACUGGGAACAAUGCUUUGGUGGCCUUCUGUAUCUUACUCUCUUUCCUGCGGUUGGUGGGAGUCAUAGCCAUUGCUACAGUGGGCUCGUUACAAACCCAGAACGAAUUUCUGGCUCAGAGGAAGUGGAUGGUAAUCACUACUGCAUCCAUCGGGGCUGCAAACGAUAUCCUUAUCGCGGGUGCACUGUCUUUUAAUCUAUAUCACAGAAAGAAAGAUCAUGCGGACAUCUCCGUCUCUGAGAGAACACUCAAACUCCUCGAUAAGUUGAUCGUCGAUACACUUAGAACGGGCUUGUCUAGUGUGCUCAGCGCGUCCCUUGCACUUUUUCUCAUAUUCAUGACUGACAAUCUUGUCUGGAUUGCUAUAUUUGUAUGCCAAGCAAGAGCGUUUACAAAUUCUUUUUUCGGAACGCUCAACGGUAGAGCAAGUUUUCGGUCGUCACGUCUUGCUAUUCGAAAGAGUAACCCACUGCAUUCUAUCCAUUUUGCAAACACCGUAGCGAGUAGUAGCCAAAGCGCAAGUGCUCGACUAACCUUCCUGUCUACUGUCCCCGAAGACAAUCACGUCAGUCGUGGCCGCGCAAAUACCUUCAAUGGCAGCCGAGCAUAG